CUUCAUUCAUACACCAAAAAACCCCAGUACUGGUGUGCGUACAAUCACUAUACGAGAGAGAUACGGAGAGAAAAGCCGCUCGCGGGCAAGCAAAGAACGAGAGAGAGAGAGAGCGUGCAAAUCAAAAUGCCACAGACGACCGCGCGGUACCGUGAAGAGAAAAAACAUCAAAACAAAAAAAGCCCUCGAAGCGUGCGGAUGUGCGUCCGUCGUUCGCUCGUCCAAAACCGACACUAUUUACAGUGUGUGUGUGACUUUCCAUCCCAAUCGGACUUGAAACCCAAAGUUCCUGCUUAAAAAGUGAAGAAACAAAUCCGUGUCUCCUUAUUUUUCGGAUAAUUUGUGGUGUGUGCGAAAAAAUCGUAAAAAUCACGGCGUGAUCACUGUACGUGUGUGUGUGUGUGUGCGUGUUUGUGUGUGCAGCGGCAGCAUCAAUCAACCUCCCCUCGCCCCAAUGAAAGGUGGUGCGGUGUGAAGUGGUUGGUGGGGUGGUAGUUGUUGUUAAAUAUCUAAACGGAGUAAAUUAUCCAAAUUGGAUGGGGCCUGCUGCUGCUGCUGCUGCCGCCGCCACACGACAAAUUCGGCCCAGUGAAACACCAAAGCAAGGCAGAGCUAGAUCGGAUUGAGAAGAAGCAAAUUAACACCCGUCCACCUUCCCACGGGGGAAGAUGAUGUGGUGAUCGGAUAGCAUCGAGUGACAUCAAAAAGGUGUGUAAAGUUCGCGAAAUACUUCUCCAGACAGCUCUGCUCGGUGCGUGCAUGCAUGAUCCUGUUCCUGUAGUGUGAGCUUAACGUGAUGCAAAGCAUCCGUGCCGCUGGAGCCUAGUGCGUGUGUGGUUGCGUGUAUGUGUGUGCGGGUGUUGUGCAGAAUCAAAAAUCAAGCUACGUUUUGGACCAUCCGAAAAUCCACAAUUAAGUCAUUAGAGAAGGAAUGGAAACAAAAUUGUGAUUCACGCACACCGCCGCCGAACACGCGCUCACGGAUACGAACGAGAAAACCGACGCAUCCCCGGAUCCGGAAGGAUAAAAAUCCGUCACUUUCUCCCGUACCCUCUAAUACACAUUCCCUCUCACCGAAAAAGAAAGAUAACGCCACAAGGCACACACUGCUACACCCGGGACGGUUGGGGUCACCACAACAACAUCACAAGGAUCCAAACGGCGCGGGGCACAAAUUAAACACCGCGGCGGCGGCUGGAGACACGGCGUCAUUCGACGACAGACGAGGGCUAAUUUUUAUUGAACGACGCUGUUCAAACACCGUACGCGCGGGAUACCGCUGGGACGACGCGCAUAUUGCGCAGCGCACGGCAGCAAGGCAGUGUAGCGUUUGGAUUAGGAGGUCCCCUGCGAGCAGCCAACUACAGUUGAAAAGCUACCUAACUUAGGUCAAGCACUUCAUACCAUCGGAAUGCCGCCGCACUGGUGGCGUUUGGUGCAUCCGCUGCAGGCGUGAUGCGGGCGCGGUUCACUACUUCCGAAGCCUCCAUCAGCAGCAUCGAUGGCAGCACGUCCUGCAGGGCAAAGUCGCAGCAAUGGAAGCAGCAGUAGCUCAGACCGUUCAAUCCUGCCCUCAGCAAUGAAGCGCAAACAACUGUACCACUGCGUCAGUAGCAUUAACAUCGGCAAACGGAACCGCAAACGGAGCGGCACCUUAUACCACCAUCCCGAAAGCACCGACAAGGGUAAUGGCCAGCGUGCUGCACUACUACUUACCUUACCUAGCGAGCGUUGUUGUCGUCAUCACCAGAUACAGCUGACCGGAAGCGAUCGCUUUGGCGCACCGGUGCGGAACUGAGUGUCGAAAAAACGUUGAAGAAGAGAGAGAGAGUGAGAGAGAGAGAGCGAGAGGGGAGAGAGAGGGAGAGAGCUCUAAGAUUUCCUAAACUACUAUCACGAAGAGAAGGAGCAAAGACGUUAUACCCUAUUAUACGAUCGCAUUUAGGCCUGGAGGCCUCAAGACAGGAAAUCAAACGAGACACGUUGUGAAGCGAGCGAGCGGAGGCGCGUAUAAAAGAAUGACACAGCCGAGCUACUAUGUCAGCAAAUAUGCCGGUGAAUUCUGCAAGCUGGUGGUGGAGGGCGACUUCAGCAAGGUCAAGUCGAAAUUUAAGGAGUUUGUGCUGGACUACCAAACGCCGGAAGAUCUCAACACACCGCUGCAUCUGUCGAUCAUAGCCCAACAGAACCGGAAUGAAAUCAUCCAAUUUUUGGUGGAAUCCGGUGCGGACUGCGAUCUGCGCAACUCGAUGAACCUGACCGCGUCCGAGCUGGCGAUCAAUCUGAACUUUAUCGACGUGACAAAGUUCAUGCUGGCGGUGGAGUUUCGGAACCUGACGGAUUAUCGCUGCUUCUAUCGGUUGAUCCGGCGUGGAUCGGUUCCGCUGCUGCAGCUAUUUCUGGAGCUGAAAUCGUUCGACAUUCAUCAGCAGAUCGGGUACGUGUCGAGCGUGUGGCAUGAGCUGUACGUGAAGAAUGUGCCGCUUACGAAGAGCAUGGAGAACUUUCUGGAGUAUCAGCUGCUGAACUACAGCUACGCCUACCACCAUCCGCCGGCCCACCGGCCCGAGCGGCCCAAGUUCGACAAGGAGCUGGAGCAGCGGAUAGAGCUGAUCGUGGAGUACACGCGCUACCUGACGAAGCACUACGGUGCGACGGACAAUCUGAACGACUACGACGACAAGUUCCUGCUGGCGAUCAAGAUCGUGUACGACAAUCUGUUCUUUGUGCGGGAAAAGCGCGAGCUGGUCGGUUCGGUGCCGGUGGACGAAAUCUGUCGGCUGCUGGCGGUGUUUCUGGCCAUCUUUAAGAAGGCACCGCACUACGAGGUGUACAAGCUGAUCCUGAACAAGCGCACGGUGCUGCAGUUCCUUUCCGCCGUCAGCGAUGAGCUGGACAGGAUCAGGUGCGAUACGGUCGAGAACCGGCAGUCGUCGUCGCGGUGGUCGAACGAGCUGUUGCUGUAUCUGAUUUGCUGCAUACGCGAUGCGGCACCGGCCAAAUCGACCAAGGCAAUCAAUGCGCUGUGGCGCAAAAAGUGUGUGCUGAAGAAGAAGCUUAUCUACUACGUGAAGGCACGCUUGAAAGCGAACCCGGAGCUGAACGCGAUCCAGGCGCGGUACGUGAACAAUCUGUCCAAGCCGGAGCUGGAGGUGCUGCGGCACGAGCUGCGGGCGAGAGAGUUCGUGGAGCUGACGCGAACGACGGGCCGCAGAAAUCGGGUCACCUUUUGCCGGCUGCGCAAGACGUACGAUCAUGUGAUGCAGCUGUACUCGAUCAAGAAGAUCCUGCGCUAUCUGGACGGGAUUGCAAGGAUUCAGCUGCCACAGUACCAGGUUUCGGGUGUGCUGGCGAUCAAGCGCACGUUGCAGGUGAUUGCGGAGACCGUCUCGAGCACGCGCUAUUCGCCGGCGAUUUCGCGCAAGCUGGACAGUGUGGUGCACAAGAUAUUGCCGCUCAAUCUGGACGUGGAUGUGCGAGACUUUUACCAACCGAACGUGUCGCUGUACAAGAUGUGUUCGGAUAAGGCGGAGAAUGGUCGGUUACUGCCGUUCGCGGAAGUGCAAUGCAGUCUGAAGUCGGUGCGGCGUUACUUCGCGUAUGUGCACGAUCUGAAGAUGCUCGAGGCGUACAAGUGCUACCUGGGGAAUGUGCAUCAGCUGAAGAACCAUCGGCAGGUGGCGAGCUACAAUCAGUACGUUGGGGAUGCGAAUCGGAUGUACUUUGAAAACCACACGCUGGACGAUCUGUACUUCGAGCUGGAGGAUUGCAUCCGCGUGGUGGAGGAGCUGCAGGAAACGUUCAGCCAGCAGCAGGACGAGAAGCUGUGCGAUCUGCUCCGCUGCGUGUAUGGACCGUUGGCGCAGCGAUUCGAGUCGCUCACCAAGGGCGACGCGGGCGGUGAGCGUGCUGCGUUGGCCUCGAUCAGUGCCAACUUUAACACGGUGAUGCAACUAUGCGGGACGGAGAUCGAAAUGGCGAAGGUGCGUCGGAUUGUGGGAUCGUUUUUGGCCGAAAGCUACCCCAAGUACGAUAUCUGCAACGAUGAGCAGCUGCUGCUGUUGAAUCCGCUCCUGCAGGAGCUGCUGCAUCUGUUCACGAACUAUCUCUACCAGUAUCAGAUGGACGAGCGGGUGACGAAGAACUUUGUGACGAUGGUGGAGGUGCUGCACGUGGGUCGGUACAUGGCGGUGGAUCACUUUAUGCCCGAGCGAACGAAACCGUUCGACAGUUUGCUGCAUCAGAACUACACGCACGACAUACUGAAGAAGUUUAAUCUGCAGAAUCUAAGCUCGAUUGAGUUUGCGGUGUUGCACGAGCAGCUGUCGCAGAGCUACUACGACAAUUGCUACAAUCUGGACAAGAAGUACGCGGUGCUGACGAUGUUCUUCAAGUCCACGAACCGGCAGGUGAACGAUGCAAUCGUGAAGCGCAACAAGCGGAUGGAUCGGGAAGAGUUCCAAUCGUUUCUGGAUGCGAAGCUGAAGUUUAUAGGGCAGUUUUUGCCGUGCAGUGAUUUCAACGAGGUGACGCAGUUCAUCAACGAAGCGGCACCGCACGUGGAGUAUGCGCUGGAGCACUGUUUGCUGGAGCUGUGUGAGAUCCUUACCGAUCUGGGCGUGUUCCAGGACAAUCAGUACGUGUUGAAGCUGCAGUCGGCGAACGUGAGUGGCCGAAAUCUGCACGACUAUCUGCGCCAGGAUGCGCUCGAGUGUGACAUGCUAACGCUAACGCACAGCACCAAGGUGAAGGUGUUUCUGAACGGGCUGAUCUUCAAGAGCAACGAGUUUAAGCUGUACCAACCGCCCAGCAGCCAGAAAGCGAACCCGGACGAGCUGCUGGCGAUCAACGAGAAUCUGAUCAACAACUACAAGAUGCGCUGGAGCUGGGUGGAGCAGCAGGAGCGAUUGUUCAAGUCGGUUGAAACGAUCGAUUUGAAGCUGCUGCAGGCGCUCACACCGGACUAUGCGGACAUUCGCGGCAUGCGGUUGGGCGUGCUGUGCGACGGUACACCGUCGACCGAGUACGAGAUCAUCGACCACACGAUACGCAACAAUCUGAAACAGAUGGUGGACUAUCUGUCCGAGGAGCUGCAGGCGAUCUCGUUCGAGAAGAAGCAAUUCUUCCAGUAUGUGCUGGUGCGCAGCUCCAACUCACUGUUUAUCGAUGCACACUUCAGCCUAACGACGGUACAGGAACGGCAGGCAACGAUCCUCUUUAUGGCGCUCUACUUCCGGGCGUACGAUGUGUUUCUGGAGUGUGUGAAGCGUUUCGAGCUGACGGUGAACCUGGGCAAGAUCAUCAAGUAUCUGAACCUGGAGUUUAUCGAGAAGAUUGCGAAGCAGAUGAAGGACAUUAGCUGGAACUGUCAGGACGGGAACGGAACGACCGUGUUGGAUCAGUGUGUGCAGAAGGGCGAUCUACCGGCGAUCAAGAAGCUGAUCAAGCUGGGUGUUGACAUUUGCUCGCAGACGGCCGACGGUACGUCGGCGCUGCAUCGUGCGUGUAGUUUGGGCCACACGGAAAUAGCUAAACUGCUCGUCAAGCAACAGGUUCCGCUAACCUCGCACAGUGGAACCGAUCGCUUGCCGUUGCACUACGCUAUCCAGUAUCACGAGAACGAACUGCUACCGUUGCUGUGGUGUGACGAUAUUGAGGUAGACUCGGACAACCAUCGUUUGGUGAAGCGUGCGAUCAAGUACGGAAAUUUGGAGGCGCUAAAGUUCCUGGUUGACACCCGGCACGCGAAACUUUCGCUCGUGGAUCAGCGUCAAAAUACGGUGCUGCAUCUUUGCGCGAGUUAUGGACGGUUGCACAUGUUGCGGUAUCUGUUCGACAGCCAUCAGAGCACCAUCGAGGAGGACGAUCUGCUGAAUCGCCGUAAUGCCAGCGCCAAAACCGUGCUCCACAUUGCGGUACAGAAGCGCCAGUCGGCAAUGGUUGCGCUUUUGCUCGAUCGUGGUGUCGAUGCCGGUGCGGUAGAUGAUACGGGCCGAUCGGCGUACGAAUGGGCCGUCCAGGAGAACAGUGUGCGCAUUAUGAAGGCGUUCGCAAAGCAUCCCGCAACGAGGCGUGCGAUUGCUGCCGGUAAGUCCGGGGGAAGCUACUCUCAUCCGCUGACAAUCGCGAUCGAGCAGAGGAACGUGCGGAUGCUCAAGUUGCUGCUGCGCAAUGGGUGUAGUUUCGUCGGACAAUCGCUGUGUCUGAUAAAGGCGGUUUACACACGCUCGUUGGAGCUGGUGCGGUUUAUUGUGGAGCUGUGCAAGCCGGCACUGCAGUACCGAGAUCCGUACGACAGUACCCCGUUGCAUGUGGCGAUCGCGAUCGAGUGUAACGAAAUCGCGGCGUAUCUGAUUGAAUCCGGUGUGGAGCUUAACGCUGUCAGCAAGUUUGGCGAUACGCCGCUGCAUGUGGCUGCGCGGCACGGUAACAUUGUGGCCGCCCGUAUGCUCAUCCUGAAGUACGCCACCAUCGACGAGCGCAAUGCGUCCGGGUUGACACCGCUCAUGCAGGCGAUGUACUCGCGCAAUCUGGACAUUAUGAAGCUGCUGAUCGGGGCGGGCGCCAACAUCGAUCUGCUGAAGCUCCAUCUGGCGGAGAUUGAGCAGCUGGCCAAGCUGCCGACCAUUCACAUGUUCGUCGACCAUUACGGGCUGCUGGAGUUUAUGGUCCUGCAGCUGCAGUACGACCCGAACGUGCGGGACGUCCGCAACCAGCAGAGCUUGCUGCACAAGGCGUGCUACGCGAACAACUUGCAGAUCGUACAGUUUCUAGUCGACUGGUGCCGGUUGCAGACGGAGCAGCAGGAUGCGAACGGGCGCACACCGUUGGCGAUAGCGAACGAGUGCAAGAACUACGAGGUGUCGGAGUUUCUGCGCAGCAAGAAGAGGAAAAAAUCACAAAUCGCUCCCCAGCGUUACUUCGAUCCGGCCGGUUUGAUGUAACGGGUUGGGUGUAAAAGGUUGGGGUAGAAAGGCAUCAGUGUCAGGUUGUUUGAGGUCUUUUUCAGUUAGAGUUGGCACGCAAAAACCAAGGAUACAGCUUGUCAUUUCUGGGUGUCGUUGCCUUUUAAUUUACCUGUAUUCGAGACGGUCCGGAUGAGAUCUUACGUCAGUUCCUAUCCGUUUAGAUCCCUCUACUUAAUAGCUAUCCCAGUGAAUAUACCUCCCAAAUGUAGAAAUGUCCCAAUCGUUUUGCUUCUUGUGGGCACAAUCGAAGAUUAAAAAAAAAAAGAGAACAGAACUCUCUCCGAGAAUAAUGCAAUGGAACUAUGUUAGGUGUUUGGAGCACUAACCUCCUAUCGAUUAGCACCGUGUGCUACAAAAAGUAGGCUCAGUCCAGGAGCAAAACGAUAGCCGUACAUUUCUAGUUCCUUCCCCGUUCCGGCAGCUUUGUAAAGGCUUCUCGCAACAAAGUUCCUCGCGUCCUAACUCGCGUCCUACGUGAAUCAACCCCAGAAUGUUAAAGCCACGAAGCAUCGAUCGCCUGCCUGAUCACCGUACAUCAUCGGGACCGGGGUUGCGGUAAAUGAAGUAAAGGUGUGCGUGGCACACCUUUUUUUUAGAUGUAAUAUUUUAUCGCUUCGUAUCGUGAGCCUCUCGUGCAGUCGUGAGCCUCGAGACACGGUGGUUACUACGUUUUGUGGAAGUCUGGCGAUCGAUGUUUUCGUGCCAAUUGGCUGAUUCGCAUUACGCGCUCUGUGGGAUGCAUUUCAACAGAAGCCUUCAAAAGUUGCUUGUCCUCAGACUACGGUCCUGGACUUACCCUCAAACCUCUGAGGCCUAUCCCUAUUUUUUGGCUGUUCUAGUCAGUUUAAAGCAAAACGACUGCUUAUGAGUAGCGAAAGGAGUAGCCCGCCAGCCCGCCCAGCAAACAAAAUGACACUGAUGGCGCACGAGUGCUAUGAUAGCACGGUGGAAACGGAAAACAAAAUGGUUGCCAUUGCUCGUCUACGAAAAGUGAAUGUUAAGAGCAGUACGGAGCAAACUGAUGGAUUUCUUUUCGUGAUUUUAGAUGGCAAAAAGGUACGUGAUUUUAGCUGUUUACAGCACACCCUUACAUUCCUCUCCCACUGAUACAAGCGCGAUAGUGUAGGAUGCGCCCGUACGACAGUCAAACCACAGGCAUACUACUUGUAACUACUAUUGUGUGUAUGUGUGUAUAUUGGUGUAUGGAAGCUGCUAAACUCCUAGACAAAACAAACAACCACCAAUAUGGUAUUUGUGUGCGUGUGUGUUUAAAGUAAAUGGAUGUACUACUACUACCACUACCACUACUCCCUUGAUGUCUGUCUAAUAGGAUUUACGAUAAAGCGCGGUGGGCAACAAGUAGUAGCUGUCUGUUUUAUCCCCAAUAUUCCUCGCCGUAGAAUAAGAAGGACCCCGGGGGGGAUCGGGGAAAGCGCAUCACACGUAAGGAUAAGGAAAGGGGCAGUGUGUAUCAAGCAACAAGCACAAAAAGAUACACACUCUCGACACACAUUUACUAGACGCGUAAGAUAAAAUCUUUUACUGUACCUUUUUAAGUAACGAAACCUCGCAUAUUCCUUCUCACCCGGAUGCAGCGUCCAGAGUGGUGUGUGUGCCGCGGUGUAGUAGCAGCGCGUGAUGGGGGAGAUACGGUGGGACAAGUGGCUAUACGUUCGUAGUGUUUUAGUAAGACGUGAAAUGAAACUACUAACCUCGCAUUUAUUACACGAUUACAAACUACCAUUAUAUUAUAUAAAUAUAUGUAUACAUAAAGCGACAGACUGUACGUGCGGAAGCAAUCUUCUACUAUUACCACAUUUUAUAUGAGUGUCGUAAUUGUCCCCCAACUUUAUCGCGCCUGUCCGCACACAUGUCUCUCCGCAGAGGCGCAAUCACACGCGGCGCUUUGCUGAUGGGUAGAAGCAAAUAAAACUAUUACUAUACUGAAACUUAACCACAUAAGUGAAAUGGGAAGCGCCGAAAAACGGUAACACAUGCCAGUGCAGAGUAGGGAGAGAAGAAAAGGGGGAUAAAAAAAAACCCGUAAAUUAUUUAUUAGGUAGACACUCGUUAUGCAUGCACCAAAUUUAAUAUAAUAUAUUAAAUGGCAAUGCAGCAGAGUAUAUAGCAAAACGGAAAGUGGAACUCUAACAACUAGCUGUCGAUCAAGAUGAGAGAGAGAGAGAAGGAGAGAGAGGAAAAGAAAAAUCCCGUGUAUAUGUGUGUGUGUGUGAUGAAAAAUAUGUUUCAACAAAAUACUACAUGCUACGGAUAAUCCUAGUUCUACACACACACACACACGCCGUAUAAGCCAACACUGAUCUACACGGCUCCCUUCAGCGGGGGGCGCCGUUGAUUGGGAAAUUGGGUUUUUGAAAAAACGAAAACUCAACGCUAAACCUCGCAUGGUUUGUGAAAAUAAGUAACAAGACACAUAUAGAGCAUAGUUUGUAAGUAAUGUAAAACAAGUGAAACAAAUGUGUGAACACUCGCAAAACACGUAAAAGUCGCCAUCCCUCGCAUAGUACGUAAGCAAAAGAAAACAAAACAAAACAAAAAAAGAACAUGGAAACGAAAAAAAGCACAGAAGAAGAAAACAUAUAAUUAUAAUAAACAAACAAGCAAACAUAUUAAGAGAAGAAACAACAACAAAGUGGGGGAAAAAAAGGAUGAAAGUAAAAUGUAACAAUAUCAAAAUUAAUGGAAUGAAAGAAGAUGAAGAGCGGGAGAGCAAGAGAAGAAAUGCAAACUAAACGAUUUCGUAAAAGAGGAAAAGCAAAAACAAAAUUAGCAAAAAUGAAGGCAACAAAAUGGAAGGAAAUAGCAAAGAGAUGAUAAAACUCGAACAGCGGCAGCAGCAACACAUUCCAGAAACGCAAAAUUGCUUCCUUUCACCACUACUGGAGCAACCAUUCCUUACUACUACUUGGCUAGAGAAAAAAAAAACGAAAAAGAUGUUAAUUUGGAAACCCCAAUUGAAGAUGACUCGUUGGUGUCAAAAUUGUGUCAAAUCGAAGCAAACAAAAAACACUUGUUCAAAUUUAUUGCAUAAAACAAAAAAAAUCUGUUUUCCCUGCCUGCGUUGUGAACUCUACUCACGGAAAACGGCUCAUCAAAUGAAGUAGAACGACACUGCCUUAUGGAUGACCGGAUUCCAGCGGUUUAUUUGCGGGCUUUUUUGUGUUCAUUUAUUUGUUCCUUUUUUUUGGUUUUCCCUAGGGAAUGUUUUUCUAUCGAUUUUUGGCACGUUUUUUUUACGAAAAAGUGGUAAUUGCCAACCAGAGUAAUGUACGCACACUAAUCCUUCUACUCGCCGUGUUUCGUUGGCUCGUGUCUCGAACUUCCUUUUUCCUUUUCCACUAUUCGGUAAGCGUGCAGUGUGUUGUAGCAAAUUCAAUUUAUCUUCCAAAACAUAACUAUUACAUUCCUAACUGUAGUGUAAGCUAAGGCGCGCCAAGAUAAGAAAGGAGACAGCAAAGCAAGGCAAAGCAAACAAAACUAUUCUUUGUAUACGCAUCUCACCCAGAUACAUUCAUUGAUUCAGGAUCAUGUGUUUUUUUAUCCUCGCAAUCCUCGCAUUUUAUUUUUAUUAAGCAGAGAUUUAUGCAAAGAAAAACGAGCGGUGCAGCAAUAUUUUGUUGUACCGCGCGUGUAUUGGUCGACAAACCUGAUAAAGGGAUUUAUUUCAUCUGCAAUAUAGAAAACAAAAAAAAACACACACAGCGGCUCUUCACAGUGCUGUACAAGAUGUACCGGUGUCAGAUUAUUUUGUUAACAAAAUAAAAUGAAUUGAUUUUUGGAGUAAUGGA
Anopheles stephensi (Asian malaria mosquito) is the source of this 10777-nucleotide messenger RNA. RefSeq lists its product as uncharacterized. Lineage: Eukaryota; Metazoa; Arthropoda; Insecta; Diptera; Culicidae. Gene Ontology annotation, molecular function: protein binding. The record is from RefSeq and is a predicted model, not a curated record. The transcript has 3 exons. The coding region runs from base 2019 to 6944 and encodes 1641 amino acids.